UUAGUACUAUCUAAUUUAUCAGAGCAAAAGAAAGUAGUAAAGGAUAUUAAAAAGGUAGAGCAAGCGUUAGCUAAGACCCUAAGUCGUUUAUCUUAUCUCUCUAUACUUAAUAGUACCUUCUUUAUAAUUGUAGUACUAAGGUAUUCUAUUAGGGAAUAUCUUAUCUAA
Messenger RNA from Dichotomopilus funicola, 168 nucleotides. RefSeq lists its product as uncharacterized. The transcript has a single exon. The annotation marks the transcript as partial. The record is from RefSeq and is a predicted model, not a curated record. Lineage: Eukaryota; Fungi; Ascomycota; Sordariomycetes; Sordariales; Chaetomiaceae.